Anopheles nili is the source of this 1856-nucleotide messenger RNA. It is a transcript of the gene PICK1, whose product is annotated as PRKCA-binding protein. Gene Ontology annotation, cellular component: postsynaptic density; postsynaptic early endosome; neuron projection. Gene Ontology annotation, molecular function: protein kinase C binding; protein domain specific binding; phospholipid binding. Bases 1 to 1461 code for a protein of 486 amino acids. The record is from RefSeq and is a predicted model, not a curated record. The transcript has 4 exons. Gene Ontology annotation, biological process: positive regulation of receptor internalization; regulation of Arp2/3 complex-mediated actin nucleation; dendritic spine maintenance. Lineage: Eukaryota; Metazoa; Arthropoda; Insecta; Diptera; Culicidae.
AUGUUGCAGGACUGCGAUUAUGAUUAUUUCUACGAGGAGGACAAAAUGGGAAUGACUGUCAGCUCCGGGACGGUCAUCAUAAAAAAAGAUACCAGCAAUCUGAUUGGUAUAAGCAUCGGUGGAGGCGCGCCACUUUGUCCGUGUCUCUACAUCGUUCAGGUUUUUGAUGGCACUCCGGCAGCACGUGAAGGAACACUCCAAAGCGGCGAUGAGCUGCUGGGCGUAAAUGGAGCAUCGGUGAAAGGCAAAACCAAGGUGGAGGUAGCCAAGAUGAUACAAUCCGCUACAGAGGAGGUGACGAUUCACUACAAUAAGCUACACGCCGAUCCGACCCAAGGCGAGACACUCGACAUUGUGCUGAAGAAGAUGAAGCAUCGUCUAGUCGAGCGUAUGUCGAGUAGUACAGCAGACACGCUCGGGUUAUCCCGGGCGAUCCUUUGCAAUGACUCGCUGGUCAAACGCCUGCAGGAGCUCGAGCGAACAGAAACCAUGUACAAGGGAUUAGUGGAUCACGCACGAAGGAUGUUAAAGGCACAUUUUGACGUGCUUCAGACGUACCAAGCGUUUGGAAACAUAUUCGCGUCGAUCAGUGUUCGUGAGCCACAACCACGAGCAUCGGAGGCGUUCCGUAUCUUUGGCGAGUUGCACCGGAACCUAGAGAAGGACGGAAUCAAGAUGAUCAAAUCCCUGAAGCCAAUUUUGGCGGACAUGGGCACGUACCUGCAUAAGGCCAUCCCGGACACGAAGCUGACCGUAAAGCGGUACGCGGACGCCAAGUUUAGCUAUCUGUCGUACUGCCUCAAGAUAAAGGAGAUGGACGACGAGGAGCAUGGAUACGCUGCGAUUCAGGAACCACUGUAUCGGGUGGAGACGGGCAACUACGAGUAUCGGCUGAUCCUGCGGUGUCGACAGGAAGCCCGGCUCAAGUUUGCCAAGCUGCGCAGUGACGUGCUGGAGAAGAUAGAACUGCUGGAGUGCAAACAUGCCCGCGACCUGGCCAGUCAACUGCGGAAGUUUAUUGAAGGGCUCGCCACGUUGGCCUCGGAGACGGUCGAACGCCUCGAGGCCAUUCCGAAUCUCUUCCCGAUCGAAGUCGAUCUGAAGGCAAGCGCGUUUCAGUACAAAUCGACGAUCAAGUUCCAGGCGGAAGAGUACACGGAUGACGAGGUUCCACAGGCGGAGGAAGCGACAGAGCGUACGACAAGUCCGCCGGGAUCCGGCCAACCUGGACCGACGGAUGACGAUGAGCCGGCACUCAUUGGCACCGGGGACGACGACAGUCAGCUGUUGGGUGGCUUUGAGGAUAUCGAUCUGAACAAGGGCACGUCGGCGGGACCGUCGGAAAUCGAACUGUUGAAUGAGCUUGGCUUGGCAGGGAUCGAUCUGUCCGUGGGCAGUAAACCCAUCAGUCACAAUCUGAUGGACGAUCUGCUCGUGCCUGAUGCGGGUUUGUUCAAGUGAACGUGGGAUUCAAGACACAAAACGGUUGUUUUAAGCAAACAAUAAGAAAUAUAAUUUAUACAUGUGCUUUUUACCAUCCAUCAAUCUCUGAAACAACUUCAUAAAAAACGCGUAGGAAUUUCAUGUCGAUUUGAUUAAAGUUUACUAUCGUUAACGUACAAUAAAUAACAUUCUUUAAACAACAGGAUACGUCACAGAUCCAAUCCCCAUCACGGACUACUUGGAUGCUGAUCGUGAGCAGAAGCAAAGCGAUCACCUCACGAAAUCCUGCGUCCUGUUUUUUCGGCUUAACUUGAGGUAACUCAGUCGAAGGGGUUGCUUGUUUUUGCUGUUUUCUUUCGCAACAGCACUUCAUAGUCGUUUCGUUUUUUUUUCGUCUCUCGAAGUAAGUCGUC